AUGUCAACAUCAAUUGCACAAGUUCAAAGAAUUAUCACUUUAUAUGGUCUAUCGACUUUUCUUUUUUUUGGUACUCUUGGCAAUUUUCUUUUAUUUUGUGUACUUAUUCAACGUACACAUCGAAGAAAUUCAUGUUCACUUUAUUUACUUUCGAUUACAAUUGUUAAUUUUAUUCUUAUUCAAUGUACUGUACCAUUUACUGUCUAUUCAGCAACUAUUGUUGAAAAACAAGAAAUCUCACUUAUUUGGUGUAAAACUCGUAGUUAUAUAUUUAAUGCUUUACUUAUGCUUUAUCGCUGGUAUAAGAUGGCUGCUUGUCUAGAUCGUGCAGCUAUGUGUAGUCGUAAUGUACGGAUACGUUCAUUCAGUCAAACUCAUGUUGCUUGUCGAGCUAUUCUUAUUAUAACAUUUGUUUGGCUUUUAAUACCUAUUCAUUUAGCUAUCUAUUUUCGAAUUGAAUUUGAUCGAUGUAUUCCACAAUCGGGUACAUAUGCAAAGUUUUUUAGUGUAUAUUCUAUUGUAGCUUGUGGAUGGCCACCACCAAUAGUUAUGAUAAUAUGUGGUAUUAUUUCAUAUCGAAACUUGAAAAAAAUAAGAGGACGAAUUGUUUCGAGAAAUGUUGAUAAUAAUCAUGUUAAAGGUGAUGUUAUAAAGCUAAAUCGUCAACGUAUUAGCAGACGUGAUCAACAAUUAACAAUAUUGAUCAUAUAUGAAGUUAUUCUCUAUGUUAUUACUAGUCUUCCAUUUUCAAUUAAUAUAACUUAUUUAACAAUUACAUCAAAUUAUCCAAAAACUCCUGACCGAAUUCGUAUUGAAUCAUUUAUUACUUUUUUUUCAUCACCAUUUCUUGUUAUAAUCAAUAGUUGUGCUCCAUUUUAUCUUUAUUUAGUUGUUUCGAGUAAAUUUAGACAAGAUUUUAGAAACUUAUUUCGUAGUUGUCAUUGUUAUCAUCGUCAAGUAACGUCUCAACAAGAUGACAGACGUCAGACAUUUACAUCCGUAACUACACGGAAACUAAUAGUUUCAAAGAUAGUUCAUCAAUAG
Rotaria sp. Silwood2 is the source of this 1044-nucleotide messenger RNA. Lineage: Eukaryota; Metazoa; Rotifera; Eurotatoria; Philodinida; Philodinidae. The record is from the annotation of a GenBank genome assembly.